AUGUCUCGAAAUACCUCUUCGCUCCCCCAGCAGGGGACUCUCUUGACUGGAGUUGCGACGGCAGGGUCCAUGUCGCGGCGGACCGCCAGUGCGUCGUCUUUCCUUUCUCAGCGCCUGGGGGAUUCCUUCCGCUUUCUUCCGCAACCCACGGCUGCGGCCUCCUCGAAGCGCACGCGCCAGUUCCUCCAAAACCUAGCUUCUUCCUCUUCGUUGUCUUCUCAUGAGGCUCAGCAAGUCCUCACGAGUGCAACCGACUCGAAAGUCGCUCUCCGCUCAGGCCCAAGCGCUUCCCUUCGAUCCGAGGUUGGCCCUGCGUCUGAGCAUCGCGCGGUGAAACAGCCGAAGCUGGUCACGCGCCCCUGUGUAGCUACAAUCCACUCGAACGCGCACCCUGCUGGAGAUGCCUUUUCGGCUUCGUUCGCCUUCGGCUCGAAUGGCCCUCUGGGGCCCCAACCUGAGAAAGUGACGCCUCCCCCUCUGGCGUUUGUUCCCGGCCUCUCUCGCGCGCGAUCUCAACAGACUGGAACAGACAGUUCGUUCGCGUCCAAGAGUGUCCUGAGUCUGACUUCUCGGAACGUCGCAGCGGCGAGCCGGGGCUCGUCUCCCUCUCCGGCCACGGCGCUCCUGAACGUGAAGCCGCUUGACGGCGAGAAGAAAGGCGCGAGUGUCGAGACGGCUGACGCUCAAGCAGAGAGCCGGGCACAGGCAGAACCUGUCCCUGCGAACACGCAGAACAUUCGUCCGCGGAGCGAGGGCGCGUGCGUGGAUACGAGGGCUCCGAGCCUGCUGCCUUCCCGCCUCGAUUUUCUGAAUCUGGCCGAGUGCUGCCGUCUGAUUAUGUGCGACACGGCAGAGGCGUUCGGCGACGACUUUGGGGUUGACAACACGCACAACUCGCGCCUGGCCCAGUUCAGCUACGACCAGGCGGCGUACAAGGCCGACAAGGCUCACCCUGUGAGCGACUAUACGGCCGUCAGCAAGCGCAUAUCCCCGGAGACGCGCGACUUGCUCAUGUGUAUCUUAAACCAGGUUUCAGCGCAUCUGGCCCAGAAUUCGGCCGCGUCUUCUGGAAACGGGGAGUCCGGCGAGAAGCAGGAGAAGACGACGCCAGGGUCCGAUCCGCUGAGCCCGCGGGCUGCGGCCACUGUAGCUAUUGCAAUUCAACUCUUUGAUCGCUUCAUGCAUGUCGUACACCAGAACGACGUGCACUACGGCGUGAGCGCCGAGCACCGGAUGCAUCCGCUGCAUGGCCUCAACACUUUGUCGGGAAAUGGCCAAGGAAGAAGCGCGACGAUGAACAAUUUGCUCUUGAAUCAGAUGAUCGCGAUUGCCUGCUUCUGCUUCGCAGAUAGGGUUGAAGCCAUCCAUGCGUACGACUACUCCGCGGUUCUCGAGGCGUGGAAACAGCAGGCGACCGGGCUGUUGCGACAGAGCUGGACGUCCUCUCUGUUGUCGUCGACUGUGCUAAAGCAGAAGCUCAUGCACAUCGAGAGGAAAAUCAUUUCUCACGUUCCGCCGGCCGGGAAUGUCUCUGUGACUCCGAUCUCCGAACUCACCGAAGCACUCCUCAACGUGGCUGCGCAGUUCGCCCACCUGAACGCAGCCCAGCGGCAACGGUCUGCAUUGAUCGAGACGACGACACCGAGUCGAGACGAGUGCGUGGGGGGGAGGCCGAACUCAGAUUUGACGAGUCCGAGCCGUGGGAAGACUGCGAGUGGAUUCGCAAAGUAUUCUUCGCCUCUCGACAGCAAGAGACGCGCGUCUGUCUGUGGAGACAUCGGAAGAACAUCCGCCGACGCAAAAGGUUGCCAGCGUCUCUCUCUCUCGGGGCGCGAGACGGCUGCUUCGUCGCGCCGCUGCUCGUCUGUCUCUCUGCGCGAUGGAGACCACGAAACGGCGAACGAGGAAGAAGCUGGGACCCCGACUCCUUCCUCGCCCUUUGCGCUGCGCCUUCGGAUCAGCGGGAGCAACGAGCCCGAUAUGGCGCGUCUGAUCGCCCAGCUUCUGGUCCGGCUCGGCCAGCUGGAUCGCCGCAUUUGUCUGGGCUUUAAGCCGUCGGUCGUGGCGUCUGCUGCUUGUCAAAUUGCGCUCCUUCCCCAGCUGUCCGCCACCGAAAUCUCGCCUCUCUCGCCCUCGGGUCGCCUCGCGGCCACCCGCGCCUUCAUCGCGUCGGGCGCGUCGACGGGCUGUCGCCUCGUGCGCCGCUGCCAGUCGAUGUUGCUGCACAAGUGGCUGAAGGUGCGCAACGCGAUGGCCGCGCUGCUCUCCUCUUCUCUGUCGCACACGCCGCUGCUUCCCGCGCAGCACGCGCCGACCUUGACUGCCUCGCCGGGGCUUUCCGGCGGCGCAUGCAGCUUGCCAGACCGCUUGGCCGCUGAGUGGGUGUUGUCGCGCCUCACGCUUAGCUGCCACAAGAAGAUGCUCGAGUUGCUGCAGUUUCACGCGGAAGUCUGGGCCGAGUGUGCCGCCGCGAAUUUGAAGGCCAAGGCUCUCGCUGUCGGCGCCCCGGUGACCUUCAUCGAGGCUGUGACUGGUGCCAUGGGAGCCGGGAACGGCGCUGCCCGAGGGGGAAGAGAGCCCGAGCGACGAGGAGAGAGGGGUGAGGAGGCUCAGGCGGAUCGGCGCCGGGCGCGGAGUCUGCAGCCUCGACUGAUGAGCAGAGAUCAGGGGUGCGGGGAGGAGCGAGGAACGCAGUCCAGGGCUUCUGGCCUCACGACCAGCGUCGGUUUAUACACGAUCACGGCGCUCCAGAAGGAGCUGAAGCGAGCGGAGCGGGCUUCGAUCGAGGGUCGGCGACUUCGAGAACUUUCCGAAGGGGAGAACGCGAACCAAGAGAACAGAGAAAACAUUUAG
Molecule: messenger RNA, 2853 nt
Organism: Neospora caninum
Lineage: Eukaryota; Apicomplexa; Conoidasida; Eucoccidiorida; Sarcocystidae
Exons: 1
Coding region: 1-2853 (950 amino acids)
Source: RefSeq, a predicted model, not a curated record